AUGGUCAAUGCUAUCAAGGGGUUGUUCAUCUCCUGUGAUGUGCCAAUGGCACAGUUCAUUGUUAAUUUGAAUGCUUCCAUGCCUGCAUCAGAGAGAUUCAUCGUGCACAUGCUUGAUCCCACACACAUGUUUGUUCAGCCUCAUGUGGCAGAGAUGAUCAGAAGCAAGAUAGCAGAGUUCUGGGAUCAGAACAGCUAUGAGAAACCUCAGUAAAGCAUCACCCUACCGUGCAUUUCCGUUGUCACCGACCAUUUGGAGAUACUGGCUCAUGUCAGGAAUAGAUGGAUGGCAUCCUCCAUCCCCCUCCCCUCGAGAUGAUCUAUUUGCAUAUUGUAUUAUAUUAUAUAUAUGCUGGGAGCCUGUGAAUUGUUGCGUCCCCAGACUCUUUGGUGAAGCUUUUAUGCAUCACUUUGAUUUGUAAAUUGUUGCGUCCCCAGACUCUUUGGUGAAGCUUUUAUGCAUUAUUACUUUGCGUGUGUUGAAUUGUUUAUGAGUAUUCAGUUGGGGGCAGAAUGGCACAGAACUACAGUCUAUCGUGUGGCCAACAUGCUAAUGUUUCCGUUGGAAAAAUAUAGCUGGAAAUUAUUCAGUUUCAAAAAGAAUCUGCUAGUCCACACUAAAGCUCUGCACCAAUGCUAUCAUCAAAUGAAACACAAACAUGUAUAUAGCAGAUAAACAAGCCACACAUGUACUACAGGGCUAAACCUAACAUGGAUGGAGGUGCUUCAGGGAGCAGAACAAGUAGAAUAGCAUCAUAACAAGUGAACAAAGGUCGCCAAACUUGUAAUGUUUCAUUUGCUCAAUAAACGAAAACUCAUGAUAAAUAUAGUAUCCAAAUCACAAAGGGGGGAAAAAAAGAAAUGUGAACCAGCAGCUUCGGUGUUCAAAACAGCUCCAUGAUAACACUAGUGUACCAUUAGUCUCAUGUCUGCACCUAUGGAAAA
Messenger RNA from Sorghum bicolor (sorghum), 944 nucleotides. Its product is annotated as RNA polymerase II transcription factor B subunit 5. Gene Ontology annotation, cellular component: transcription factor TFIIH holo complex; transcription factor TFIIH core complex. Gene Ontology annotation, biological process: transcription initiation at RNA polymerase II promoter; nucleotide-excision repair; nucleotide-excision repair, preincision complex assembly. The transcript has 2 exons. Lineage: Eukaryota; Viridiplantae; Streptophyta; Magnoliopsida; Poales; Poaceae. The record is from RefSeq and is a predicted model, not a curated record. The coding region runs from base 1 to 213 and encodes 70 amino acids.